AUGACAAUAAUUAAUCAAAUCAACUCAAAUGGUCCUGAUCAGUGCAAGAUGAGAAACAUCAGUAAAUUGUGUCUUUCUCUCAGCAACCUCCUGUGGUUUAUCAAGUUCUAUUUGAGCAAACAGAUACUUCCCCCCCGAAACCCUCCACCAUCUCACCCCACCCCUCCAACACAGGAGCUCUUACAUAUAUAUCAGUACGAUCUAAGAGGAACAAGAAAUAAUCAAAGAAGCGCAAACAGAACAGCAAGUGAAGCAGUGCCUCCAAGGCGAGUCAACCACUCGGAGAUGCCUGAAUUCGUGCUCCCUCAGAAUACGUCAAGCAAUUUGAAAGAAGUCUACUGCAACUGUAGCUCUACUGGAACUGAAGAGACAGAGAAAAAGAAAGCAAAGAAUUUAACCAAGGACUUGAAGAGUCGGCUGUUUUCUGUAUUACUGAACUCCAAUUCUGAACAUCCGUCCAUAAACUUUCUACCCAGGAUGUCAGCAAAAUUAAAUCUGUCCAUUGGACUGACUCAUGAAGAAGCUAUGCAAUGGUCCAAGUCUUUGGACGUGCUCCUGGCUGAUCCAUGUGGUCUUGCUGCAUUCAGGGAUUUCCUUAAGUCAGAGUUCAGUGAGGAAAACAUUGACUUUUGGUUGGUCUGCGAGGAUUACAAAAAAACCAAGUCUUCUUCAAAACUGGGUGCCAAGGCUCAACAUAUUUACUCAGAAUUCAUACGGAGUGAUGCCCCAAAGCAAGUCAACAUUGAUGGUAAUACACGAGAUUUGGUCAGCAAAAGCAUUCUACUGCCGACCCCUGCUUGCUUUGAGGCAGCCCAGAGAAUUAUCUUCAGUCUGAUGGAGAAAGACUCUUAUCCCAGAUUCCUAAAGUCAGAUGCCUAUUUAAACUUGAUAAACAAGGCAGAGGGCAACAAGAGCCACAGCUAAAUGAGGACUUCCAACCCAAUAACAAAGAAAAGUAUGAAACUUCAAUUCUGUAUUGCUCAUUCCUGAGUGCACCACAAUACUUCAUUGAGUUAGAGAGUUGGAUCUGCUGGGAAGUAUGAAUUAAAUCUGAAACUCAAUAUCAAAUGAACAAUGACUCCGUAUAUAACACAGCUAUGACAAUUCAGAUGAAGGGCUAGGACAAUCUUCAAGGACAAAUGCUGUGCUUCCCAGUGCUCUGGUGUAUGUGUGUAAUUGCAACCCUUCUCACCAUUAUCAAGAUCAUUGUUUUUCCUUCACACAAGAAUUACACGGUGAACAUGUAACAAA
This is a messenger RNA of Stegostoma tigrinum, 1251 nucleotides long. RefSeq names its product regulator of G-protein signaling 8-like. The record is from RefSeq and is a predicted model, not a curated record. The transcript has 6 exons. The coding region runs from base 1 to 924 and encodes 307 amino acids. Lineage: Eukaryota; Metazoa; Chordata; Chondrichthyes; Orectolobiformes; Stegostomatidae.